Molecule: messenger RNA, 1521 nt
Organism: Diceros bicornis minor
Lineage: Eukaryota; Metazoa; Chordata; Mammalia; Perissodactyla; Rhinocerotidae
Gene: VAPB
Product: VAMP associated protein B and C
Exons: 6
Coding region: 148-879 (243 amino acids)
Biological process (GO): endoplasmic reticulum membrane organization
Cellular component (GO): plasma membrane; endoplasmic reticulum membrane
Molecular function (GO): FFAT motif binding
Source: RefSeq, a predicted model, not a curated record
CCCCCCCCGCGCGCACCCGUCGGCGACCCCCGCCUGCGCCCCGGCCGGCCCCCCCCUCGAAAUUUAAAGGGGGCGCAGCCUUCGCGCCGCCCGCCGCAGGUGACCUCCCGGGGGUCUCCCGCCAGAGGUGCCCCGCCGCCGAGGAACAUGGCGAAGGUGGAGCAGGUCCUGAGCCUCGAGCCGCAGCACGAGCUCAAAUUCCGAGGUCCCUUCACUGAUGUUGUCACCACCAACCUAAAGCUUGGCAACCCGACAGACCGAAAUGUGUGUUUUAAAGUGAAGACCACAGCACCACGUAGGUACUGCGUGAGGCCCAACAGUGGGAUCAUUGGUGCAGGGCUCUCGAUUAAUGUAUCUGUGAUGUUACAGCCUUUCGAUUAUGAUCCCAAUGAGAAAAGUAAACACAAGUUUAUGGUUCAGUCUAUGUUUGCUCCACCUGACACUUCUGAUAUGGAAGCAGUAUGGAAGGAGGCAAAACCGGAAGACCUUAUGGAUUCAAAACUUAGAUGUGUGUUUGAAUUGCCAGCAGAAAAUGAUAAACCACAUGACGUAGAAAUAAAUAAAAUUAUAUCCACAACUGCAUCAAAGACAGAAGCACCAGCGGUGUCUAAAGCUCUGAGUUCUUCUUUGGAUGACUCCGCAGUUAAGAAGGUGAUGGAAGAGUGUAAGAGGCUGCAGGGCGAAGUUCAGAGGCUGCAGGAGGAGAACAAGCACUUCAAGGAAGAAGAUGAACUUCGGAUGAGGAAGACUGUGCAGAGCAAUAGCCCUGUUCCCGCAUUAGCCCCGGCUGAGAAGGAGGAGGGCCUCAGCACCCGGCUACUUGCGCUGGUGGUUUUGUUCUUUAUCGUUGGUGUAAUCGUAGGGAAGAUCACCUUGUAGAGGCAGCAUGCGAAGGAUGGUAAAUGGGAUUGAUGGAUCCGCCAUAAUCAUGGGAUUUAAAUUUAUCGUAACCAUGUGUAAAAAGAAAUUAAUGUAUGACGACAUCUCACAGGUCUUGCCUUUAAAUUAUCCCUCCCUGUGCGUGUACGCGCACACACACACAAAUAUAACAUGUAACAAUCUUUUAGAAAGUUAAAAAUGUAUACUAAAUGAUUGGGGGAAAAGAAUGAUCCUUAUUAAUGACAAGGGAAACCAUGAUUAAAUGACAAUGGCAUGUUGUAAAUGUCAUUUUAACCAUUUGUAGCCUUGGUACAUGUUGCUGGAUUACCUCUCUAAAAACAAGACGCUCUUCCUUGCCUGUUGGUGCUGGCCCUUGGGGAGCUGGAGCCCAGUGCGGCGGGGAGUGCUGUCGCCUCCGCGUGGUAACCCCAGGCUGCUCACUCACUCCCCGGCUGCUUCCCCUCUGCCCCGGGCACCAGUUCCUUAGGACUGGUGAACAGAGUCAGAAGCUGAAAAGAAUUGUGCUGUGGCAACAUCAGAUCUGCUUGUCAAGAGCGGGAGGCGAAUGUCGACUGAUUGACCCAACGUUUUGGAAAUAAAAGUGCUUUGUUCUCUUUAAGGGACCAAGCUCAAUUACUUUGG